GCCGCAGCAGGAAAAUAAUCCUACAGCUACAGGAAAUGUGCAUUAUUAUGUGGAUUAUAUUUGUUGGAAUUUAUCUUAGUGGUUGAUACAUUUUUUGCAAGGGAAAAUCAGGUGAAAUUUCAAAGUGGAAAUUGUAAACUUCACAAGCCUUUUUAAACCUCAAAUACACAACACGUUUCAAAUGUCCUGCAAAAAGUUAUCCUGCAACAGGGUGAUCAAAUUAAGAUCAUACAUUUGUAUCUUCCACGUGAUUUUCAAUAGCUUUUGGAGGAGUUUCAAAACCAUUAUAAACUCAACAAAAAAAGAAACGUCCUCUUACUGUCAACUGCAUUUAUUUUCAGAAAACUUAACAUGUGUAAAUAUUUGUAUGAACAUAACAAGAUUCAACAACUGAGACAUAAACUGAACAAGUUCCACAGACAUGUGACUAACAGAAAUUGAAUAAUGUGUCCCUGAACAAAGGGGGGGGAUCAAAAUCAAAAGUAACAGUCUGUAUCCACCAGUCGCAUUAAGUACUGCAGUGCAUCUCCUCCUCAUGGACUGCACCAGAUUUGCCAGUUCUGCAGUGAGAUGUUACCCCACUCUUCCACCAAGACACAUGCAAGUUCCCGGACAUUUCUGGAGGGAAAUCACCCUUUUGAUCCAACAGGUCCCAGACGUGUUCAAUGGAAUUGAGAUACGGGCUCUUCGCUGGCCAUGGCAGAACACUGACAUUCCUGUCUUGCAGGAAAUCACGCACAGAGCGAGCAGUAUGGCUGGUGGCAUUGUCAUGCUGGAGGGUCAUGUCAGGAUGAGCCUGCAGGAAGGGUACCACAUGAGGGAGGAGGAUGUCUUCCCUGUAACGCACAGUGUUGAGAUUGCCGGCAAUGACAACAAGCUCAGUCCGAUGAUGCUGUGACACACGACCCCAGACCAUGACGGACCCUCCACCUCCAAAUCGAUCCCACUCCAGAGUAUAGGCCUCGGUGUAACGCUCAUUCCUUCGACGAUAAACGCGAAUCCGACUGUCCCCCCUGGUGAGACAAAACCGCGACUUGUCAGUGAAGAGCACUUUUUGCCAGUCCUGAGUUUGUGCCCAUAGGUGAUGCUGUGAUGUCUGGUGAUGUCUGGUGAGGAUCUGCCUUACAACAGGCCUACAAGCACUCAGUCCAGCCUCUCUCAGCCUAUUGUGGACAGUCUGAGCACAGAUGGAGGGAUUGUGCGUUCCUGGUGUAACUCGGGCAGUUGUUGUUGCCAUCCUGUACCUGUCCCGCAGGUGUGAUGUUCGGAUGUACUGAUCCUGUGCAGGUGUUGUUACACGUGGUCUGCCCCUGUGAGGACGAUCAGCUGUCCGUCCUGUCUCCCUGUAGCGAAUGCCUAAGGCACGUUCACGCAGAUGAGCAAGGACCCUGGGCAUCUUUCUUUUGGUGUUUUUCAGAGUCAGUAGAAAGGCCUCUUUAGUGUCCUAAGUUUUCAUAACUGUGACCUUAAUUGCCUACCGUCUGUAAGCUGUUAGUGUCUUAACGACCGUUCCACAGGUGCAUGUUCAUUAAUUGUUUAUAGUUCAUUGAACACGCAUGGGAAACAGUGUGUAAACCCUUUACAAUGAUGAUCUGUGAAGUUAUUUGGAUUUUUACUAAUUAUCUUUGAAAGACAGGGUCCUGAAAAAGGGGCGUUUCUUUUUUUGCUGAGUUUAUGUGUGUGUGUGUGUGAGAUGUGCGUGAACUCUUUUGACUCAUCACAUACGCUGCUGCUACUGUUUAUUAUCUAUCCUGUUGCCUAGUCACUUUACCCUUACCUAUAUGUACCUAUCUACCUCAAUUACCUCGUACCCCUGCACAUCGACUCAGUACUGGUACCCAGUAUAAAUAGCCAUGUUACCGUUACUCAUUGUGUGUUUAUUCCUUCUGUUAUUAUUUUUCAAUAUUUUCUCUCUGCAUUGUUGGGAAGGGACCGUAUGUAAGCAUUUCAUUGUUAGUUUACACCUAUUGUUUACGAGGCAUGUGACAAAUAACGUUUGAUUUUGUGUGUGUGUGUGUGUGUGUGUGCGCCAGCCAGUGGCCCAGUUCUGCCCAGUCGACCCAGGAGGCGCCUGUAGGGGUAGAAAAAUGUGGCAAGUUGCUGUGAAGGGGAAGCCUAUGUACCUACGACUAGACACACACACACACACACACACACACACACACACACACACACACACACACACACACACACACACACACACACACACACACACACACACACACACACACACACACACACACACAGCCCAGACAGACACAACCUAGACAGAACCUGAGACAGAGACAGAGCAGUGUGAGGGACACUAAGUGUGACACACACCAAACUAUCUCACAGACAGCGACAUUAUCCACUCCCCUCACCUACUCGCACCGCAUCAAGGACGUCUUAUGCAACGUGGAGAUGAAUAGGGAGACAACAGAGCGGUAGGGGCAAGAAAGAUCAAGCCUUCUUUGGGUGUACGUACACUCACUAUGCUCCCCAUGCAACUCAGUGGUCUCAACAGGUAUUCUCCUGCAUUCACCACCCCCACUGUUUGUGCAGACAGAGCGCAGGGAGGGCUCCGCAAGGCUGCUCUAAAUCGGAGUAGCAGAUCCCAGACAGAGACUAACCUCCAGACUGACGAUGGUUAUGAGAGGGGCUGUCGAGUCGGGCUUCCCCCUGCUCGGAGUGGCCGUACUAGCCUUUCUCUGCUGCAUGCGAGGGGGUCAGACCCAGGAUGACUCAGGCUCUGGGGGGAUCCCAGGCACCAUGCCUCCCCACCUCAUCUUCAUCCUGGCGGAUGACCAGGGCUAUGGGGACGUGGGCUACCAUGGCUCGGACAUCCACACUCCGGUCCUGGACCAGCUGGCUGGAGAAGGGGUGAAGCUGGAGAACUACUAUGUCCAACCAAUCUGCUCACCCUCACGCAGCCAGCUUAUGACCGGGCGGUACCAGAUUCACACGGGCCUCCAGCAUUCUAUCAUCCGGGCACGCCAGCCGCUGUGCCUGCCCCCGGAUGCGCCCACCCUGGCUGAGCGGCUGCAGGAAGCAGGCUACAGCACCCACAUGGUAGGAAAGUGGCACCUGGGCUUCUGCCGGCCGGGCUGCCUGCCCACAGGCCGCGGCUUCCAGAGCUUCCUGGGCUCCCUGACUGGCAGCGGUGACCACUUCUCCUACCAGAGCUGUGACCAGGCUGAGGCCUGCGGCUUCGACCUGCACGAUGGGGACAGACCAGCCUGGGAGAUGAGCGGUAACUACUCCACAAUACUCUACAUAGAGAGGGUUAAGAAGAUCCUGAGGGCCCAUGACCCCCGGAAGCCCCUCUUCCUGUACCUGGCCCUCCAGGCCGUCCACACACCCCUCCAGGCACCAAACCACUUUCUGCAACGCUACAGUGCCCUGGACAACCGCCCGCGACGACACUAUGCAGCCAUGGUGAGCUGUGUUGACGAGGGUGUGGGGGCGCUGGUGCAGGAGCUGAGAACUCGUGGCCUCUACCAGAACUCUGUCCUGGUGUACUCCUCAGACAACGGGGGCCAGCCCCUCUCUGGGGGCUGCAACUGGCCACUGCGUGGGGGGAAGGGCACGUACUGGGAGGGGGGAGUACGGGCGGUGGGUUUCGUCCACAGUCCACUCCUGAAGAGGAAAGGAAAGGUGAGCAAGGCACUGAUACAUGUUUCUGACUGGUACCCAACCCUGCUGUCUCUGGCGAGGGCACCGGAGAAGGACCGAGGCCAGCUGGACGGCCACAAUGUGUGGGGGGCCAUCAGCCAGGGGCUGCCUUGCCCCCGCACUGAGAUCCUGUUCAACAUCGACCCAGUAUCCCGACGGCCUGGGGAGGCAGACUCCAGGACCCUGGCCCUUAACGGCUUUGGCAUCUGGGACACGGCAUUGCGGGCGGCAAUCCGGGCCGGGGACUGGAAGUUGCUGACGGGAAAUGUGGGUGAUGGGGACUGGGUGCCCCCUCAGACCCUGCCCGGGGGGCCCCAUCAGUGGCAGGGCAUGGAGAAACGUCGGGACCAGAGAGGGAAGUCUGUGUGGCUUUUCAACAUCACCGCUGACCCUUAUGAGAGGUCAGACCUAGCCGAUGCAAGGCCUGAGGUGGUCAAAAUACUGCUGGCCAGGCUGGCCGAGUACAACCAGACGGCCGUGCCGCCCCGAAACCCCCCCGAUGACCACAUGGCGGACCCCCAGCUCCAUGGGGGGGUGUGGACACCAUGGCUGGGUGAGGAAGGCAGCGAGGGUUCAGAGGGCAGCGGGGAGGGAGGGAAAGGGAAGGGGAAGAGUAGUAAAAUGAGGCACUGUAAGGUGUGCAAACUGAAAGCCCUCUUUAAGAAGGUGGGCUCCCGGAUGCAGAGGUCCUCUCUCUUCUUUUAGUCCACAGAGGGAGGGAAGGAGCACGUGGAUGUACAGGCAGGACUGACCGGCCUAUAUGAUACUGGAUCUUAGUCACUGGUUGUCCCCUGGCCACUAAGUAGGGUGACUUUGUGCAACUGUAAGAUUGAUGUUGAGAGUGAUGUUUUGAUGUCUCAUCUGCCCAUGAACAGAAGGACACGAUCAGAAUGACACUCGGACACCCAGAGAGAUAUUUCUUUCAUUUGUUGUUUUGUUAUUUGUACGUGGUGAUAGAAUGGACCUUCUAGGCUACACACUGCUUAUCAAAUACUUCUCUGUUCCCUAAACCAACUCUAAACAACACCUCACUGCGUCACAAUUCUAAAGUGGGUACUGGCCAGCAUAAGCUAAGCCAGAGAUACUGUGGCUGUUGUGCUCUUCAGUGCUGUUACAGUACAGUACACCUAGAACUUAAGCCAUGUUCCAGACAUAUGUAGCUCAUACCGUAAGUAAGUGUGAUAUGCCAGCUGGCAAAUCCCAGACUGUGAAAUAAUGCAGAUAUAACUGAAUCAGACUAGAUCAGGGUGACACAGGUUUGGACAUGCAACAAUACAGAAGCCAGAUCAGAUCAGAUGUGAAGCUUGCAUCUCUUGACUGUAAGCCAUUUGUGUAGAAACAAAUGUGUGUGAUUAUGCAUGUACUGGAGAUAAUGUAGGCUAUGUUCAGCAAUCCUGCAGCAAUCCCACGCACAGGACAGAGAAACACUCUUUAUUUCUCAUUUCCAUCAGUAUGACCGAGUGUGCACCAAGCUGCCUACUACUUCCCUGCCUCCUCCUCUCUAGCCAAGUCUCACCCUUCCCUCUUGUCCUCUCUCCCUAUCUUUCCCCAAUUUCAUCUCAUUUUCUCUUGCUUCUUGCCUCUUUCCCACAGCAGUAGGAAACUUUUCUUCAUCCUCCUCCUCUCUCUUCGUCAUCUUCUUCUCGUCUUCUUCCUCCUCAAUCUUUCUCAUUUCAUUCAGAGAUCAGGUCAGUUCAUAAGUGAUGGGGAGGAUGAAUAUGUUUGUGAGAAAUGAGAACUGAUAUGCAGAGUUACAUAAACAGUAAGGAGGAGGAGAGAAGAAGGAGGAAGGCUCCCUAGGGGGCAGCAAGGCCAUUUGAAGCAUUCCCUGUCUUAUCUGUAUUCUCCUCAUUUGUGAACAUGAACAUGUCAUAACAUACCAGUAAGUGCCUAUGUAUAAUUUGAUGCUAACCAAAAUGUGUUCUGCCUUUUGCUGCUUUCC
This is a messenger RNA of Salvelinus fontinalis (brook trout), 5596 nucleotides long. RefSeq names its product arylsulfatase I-like. The transcript is spliced from 3 exons. Lineage: Eukaryota; Metazoa; Chordata; Actinopteri; Salmoniformes; Salmonidae. The record is from RefSeq and is a predicted model, not a curated record. Bases 2626 to 4359 code for a protein of 577 amino acids.